UCAGAAAUGGUUAUUUAUAUAAUAUAGUGAUAGGGGUGUUAUUAUAAAUUGUUUUUUAAUUUAACUAGGCAAGUCAGCUAAGAACAAGUUAUUAUUUACAACGACGGCCUAGGAACAGUGGGUUAACUGCCUUGUACAGGGGCAGAACGACAGAUGUUUACCUUAGCUCUGGGAUUCGAUCUUUCGGUUACUGGCCCAACGCUCUAGGCUACCCGCCGCUCCAAUAAUGUAGUGAUAGGAACGACAAAUCAAUAUGAAGGAUAGCUAAAUAAUAGCAAAUAUUGUAAGGAUCGAAAAGGUUGUUGUGGCACAAUUUUGCAAAGACUCUUACACAUUGGGAUAUAGUUUCAAGAACGCUCUUAGCACGUAAUGCAACGCAGCAAUUUUGAAUGCAACCCUCAUCUUAGUUCCAAACUACGCAGUUCCGGUCUGUAUUUCCGGCAUAACAAAAAUGGCGUCCUCCACUAAUGAAGGAAGCGUGAAUGAAACGCGGUCGGGGAAGAAGUCGAAAAAGAAUACAAACCAAGUGGAUGAAUCUCAACUCUUCACUGUUCCCGAUGGAUGGAAGGAGCCAGCAUUCACAAAAGAUGACAACCCCAAAGGUCUACUGGAGGAGAGCAGUUUCGCCACUCUCUUUCCGAAGUAUAGAGAGGCAUACCUGAAAGAAUGCUGGCCACUGGUGCAAAAAGCAUUAGGCGAUUCACACAUCAAGGCCACCCUGGAUUUGAUCGAGGGCAGCAUCACGGUUUGCACCACCAAAAAGACCUUUGACCCAUAUGCCGUUGUGAGGGCACGGGACCUCAUCAAGCUGUUGGCCAGAAGUGUGCCUUUUGAGCAGGCCGUGCGUAUUUUGGAGGAUGACAUGGCGUGUGACAUCAUCAAAAUUGGCACGCUGGUCAGAACCAGAGAACGGUUUGUGAAGAGGAGGCAGAGACUCAUCGGACCUAAAGGAUCUACACUCAAGGUGCGUCUUGUUCAACCAUGCAGCCAGGGAGAGCGUUCAAUGGGAUACAUACAGCUCAACAGGAGACCAGAGCAGCUCAACGGAAGACCACAGCAGCCCAACGGGAGACCACAGCAGCUCAACGGGAGACCACAGCAGAUCAACAGGAGACCACAGCAGCUCAACAGGAGACCACAGCAGCUCAACAGGAGACCACAGCAGCUCAACAGGAGACCACAGCAGCUCAACAGCAGACCACAGCAGCUCAACAGAGCAGCUCAACAGGAGACAGCAGCUCAACAGACCACAUCAACAGGAGACCACAGCAGCUCAACAGGAGACCACAGCAGGGAGACCACAGCAGCUCAACAGGAGACCACAGCAGAUCAACAGGAGACCACAGCAGCUCAACAGGAGACCACAGCAGCUCAACAGGAGACCACAGCAGCUCAACAGGAGACCACAGCAGCUCAACAGGAGACCACAGCAGAUCAACAGGAGACAGCAGCUGGAGACCACAGCAGCUCAACAGGAGACCACAGCAGCUCAACGGGUGUCAUGGAAUUAUUGUAA
This is a messenger RNA of Oncorhynchus tshawytscha (Chinook salmon), 1516 nucleotides long. Its product is annotated as KRR1 small subunit processome component homolog. Lineage: Eukaryota; Metazoa; Chordata; Actinopteri; Salmoniformes; Salmonidae. Gene Ontology annotation, cellular component: nucleolus; small-subunit processome. Bases 452 to 1516 code for a protein of 354 amino acids. Gene Ontology annotation, molecular function: RNA binding. The record is from RefSeq and is a predicted model, not a curated record. The transcript has 5 exons.